CCUGAGUUUAGCUCCACCUCUUCCGCGUUCUCGACUGAGACCUGCAGGUGGGGGUGCGCGCGGCCGUUCCCGCGGUGGUCAACUAAGAUGGACUCUCUCUGGGAUACCCAGGCUGGCAUCAGUUGCUAAGCACAAAUUUCCACGCUGGAGGAGAUGAAGCAGAAGCAGGCGGCAGACUGAAGGGCACUGACUGGACAGAGGCCAGUGGAUAACCCCCUGCGGCUGGCAGACACCAACCUUGGGAUUCCUCUGAGAGUUCACGUUCACAAGUGUCACUGCCGAGUUGAAGAACCUUGCGGAGAUGGGCAGCAGUGAGCCCCUUCCCAUCGUGGAUAGUGACAAGAGGAGAAAGAAGAAGCGUAAGACCCGGGCCACUGACUCUCUGCCAGGGAAGUUUGAAGACAUGUACCAGCUGACCUCGGAAUUGCUGGGAGAAGGAGCCUAUGCCAAAGUCCAGGGUGCUGUGAGCCUGCAGAGUGGCAAAGAGUAUGCAGUCAAAAUCAUCGAGAAGCAAGCAGGGCACAGUCGAAGCCGAGUAUUCCGUGAGGUGGAGACGUUGUACCAGUGUCAAGGGAACAGGAACAUUUUGGAGCUGAUUGAAUUCUUUGAAGAUGACACACGAUUUUACUUGGUCUUUGAGAAAUUGCAAGGAGGCUCCAUCCUAGCACACAUCCAGAAGCGGAAGCACUUCAAUGAGCUAGAAGCCAGCAGAGUGGUGCGGGAUGUCGCCACUGCCCUUGAUUUCCUGCACACUAAAGGCAUUGCUCACCGUGAUCUGAAGCCAGAAAACAUAUUGUGCGAAUCUCCAGAAAAGGUGUCUCCGGUGAAAAUUUGUGACUUUGACUUGGGCAGUGGAGUAAAAUUGAACAACUCCUGUACUCCCAUAACCACACCAGAGCUGACCACUCCAUGCGGCUCUGCAGAGUAUAUGGCACCUGAGGUGGUGGAGGUCUUUAGGGACGAGGCUACUUUCUAUGACAAGCGCUGUGACCUGUGGAGCCUGGGUGUGGUCCUCUACAUCAUGCUGAGUGGCUACCCCCCCUUUGUAGGUCACUGUGGGGCUGACUGCGGCUGGGACCGGGGAGAGGUAUGCAGGAUGUGCCAGAACAAGCUGUUCGAGAGCAUCCAGGAAGGCAAAUACGAGUUUCCCGACAAAGACUGGGCUCACAUCUCCACCGAGGCCAAAGACCUCAUCUCUAAGCUCCUGGUUCGAGAUGCGAAGCAGAGACUCAGCGCUGCCCAAGUUCUGCAGCAUCCAUGGGUGCAAGGGCAAGCUCCAGAAAGGGGACUCCCCACGCCGCAAGUCCUUCAGAGAAACAGCAGCACCAUGGACUUGACACUCUUCGCAGCUGAGGCCAUUGCCCUCAACCGCCAGCUGUCUCAGCAUGAAGAGAAUGAACUGGCUGAGGAACAUGAGGCCCUAGCCGAGGGCCUCUGCUCCAUGAAGCUGUCCCCUCCAUCCAAAUCUCGCCUGGCGAGAAGGCGAGCCCUGGCCCACGCUGGCCGAGAAGCAAACUCAUGUUCGACACCCGCAGGGCUCUGAACUGAUAUGCAGGCACACCUUGUCGGUGCCCCCUGACAACCUGUGAGGUCAAAGUGUGAAGCAAGCCGAGGGACCUGCCCUGCAGCCCCAGCAGGCCUUUACCAUCCACAAAGGCUCCUGGGUUCCCACCCAUCCCCCAUUUCCCUUGGGUCCUCGAAGGAGAAAGCUUUUUCCAAAGGGGUUGUCUUUGAAAAGGAAGGCAAUCACUUGUCACUUUGCAUAAUAGCCUGCAGCAGGAACAUCUCUCUGCCCGGCUCCAACUGCUCCCAAUGUGCAGAUCCGGGAUCCAGCUUGCGGUGGGGGCUGCUGGGGCUGCAGCCUUCAGGGAGCCGGCUUCCAGGAGCUGACAGAAGCUGCCAACAGACACGCCUCUUCUCCCCUGCACUGUCACCUUCUCGGGCGAUCCUCCCACCUUCCUCUGUCCUACAGACGUCCUCUCUGCCUGUCUUCUCCCCGGCUGAGCAAAGCCGUCCCCUCAAUUCGGGAAGGGCAGGGAACCAACCAGAUCAGUCUUCCAGUCUGUAGCAUGGAGAAGCACAUAAUCUUUCUUUGCCGUGACCGAGAUGUCUUCCUCAUUUAUCAUCCUCUUCCGUGUUUCGGAUUGUUGCUAAAGUCAGUAUUAUUCCUUUUUAAAAA
This is a messenger RNA of Rattus rattus (black rat), 2179 nucleotides long. RefSeq names its product MAPK interacting serine/threonine kinase 1 (gene Mknk1). Gene Ontology annotation, molecular function: calcium-dependent protein serine/threonine kinase activity; calmodulin binding; calcium/calmodulin-dependent protein kinase activity. The record is from RefSeq and is a predicted model, not a curated record. NCBI's taxonomy places the organism in Eukaryota, Metazoa, Chordata, Mammalia, Rodentia, Muridae. Bases 302 to 1543 code for a protein of 413 amino acids. Gene Ontology annotation, biological process: intracellular signal transduction; peptidyl-serine phosphorylation; protein autophosphorylation. The transcript is spliced from 14 exons. Gene Ontology annotation, cellular component: nucleus; cytoplasm.